Ruditapes philippinarum (Manila clam) is the source of this 1077-nucleotide messenger RNA. Its product is annotated as neuronal acetylcholine receptor subunit alpha-10-like. Bases 62 to 763 code for a protein of 233 amino acids. Gene Ontology annotation, molecular function: neurotransmitter receptor activity; transmembrane signaling receptor activity; extracellular ligand-gated monoatomic ion channel activity. Gene Ontology annotation, cellular component: synapse; membrane; neuron projection. NCBI's taxonomy places the organism in Eukaryota, Metazoa, Mollusca, Bivalvia, Venerida, Veneridae. The transcript is spliced from 4 exons. Gene Ontology annotation, biological process: signal transduction; regulation of membrane potential; nervous system process. The record is from RefSeq and is a predicted model, not a curated record.
UCUGGCCUCAUUUUCAUCGUAUAAAACAGGUUGACCUUUCGCAGCAGCGUUUCUUUGAUGAAUGAGAGUCAUGGCGGUGUUUCUUCAUUAUUUUUGGUUCAUGCUCGCCUUUCUACAAUUGAGCGAAGGAAAGGGAAGCUCAAAUGACGAGGCAACCCUGAGAAAUGCAAUCUUUUCUGACUACGAUAAAUAUAUGGCACCAGUUGGGGAUGACGAUGGACCUGUUGUUGUCAAGCAAUCACUACAUUUUGUUAAAGUGGUCUCCCUGGACAAUGACGUUUUAAUAAUGCAAGUUUGGGAAUUCAUGAAAUGGAGGGAUACUCGAUUGCAAUGGGACCUUAACACUUUCAACAUCAAGUACAUUAACGGUGCGAGUAAAUGGGUGUGGCAACCGGAUAUCUUGUUAGUUGAUAGCCUUGAAGAAUACUCUGGUUUCCCGUCCGGUGAUCUGCUGGUUACCAUUUACAACGAUGGUAAUGUGAUAUUUGUACCGCCAAGAAUUCGAAAGACCGAUUGUGUUUUCAGCGAAUCGGACUUGUUCGCGCAAAAUAGUGUCACGUGUUCUCUGAUGUACAUGUCAUGGGUACACAGUCUAGUCACCUUAGAUUUGAGGAUUGACAGUCAGCCAGAAGUACUGAACAACGACAACCGGAAAUGGGAAGUAGUAGAAACAGCUGCUGAAAGAAAUGUCAAAACAUAUUCAUGCUGUCCCGACGAAUAUGUGGACAUCACCUACAAGAUCCAAUUAAAGCGAAUAAAGUAGGGCUUGCUAUUGUACUGGACCACUUGGAUUAUGAAACGUUUAUUCUUGGCUCUUUUAUGGACUCCCGUUCACUGCUUUGUGAGAAGAUUUAACCCUAACUAUGCUAAAUGACUGAAAUGGACUCAUCAAUCAUUCGUCAUUUUGAGGGAAAAUAUCAAAAUAAAUACUGACUUGCAAUCACAUCUCCUCGGUCUUUUCUGCCAAAUUUCGGAUAAGAUUAUGAAUAAUAGCCGAGUUUUUCCGAUGUACUGACAGCAUAUUUAUUGCAGUGUUCGGAUGCCAUUAUAUUUUAUAAAGAUUUCUAAACAAGCAAA